Baudoinia panamericana UAMH 10762 is the source of this 1410-nucleotide messenger RNA. RefSeq lists its product as uncharacterized. Gene Ontology annotation, biological process: secondary metabolite biosynthetic process. Gene Ontology annotation, molecular function: FAD binding; monooxygenase activity. The record is from RefSeq and is a predicted model, not a curated record. The transcript is spliced from 2 exons. The coding region runs from base 4 to 1290 and encodes 428 amino acids. Lineage: Eukaryota; Fungi; Ascomycota; Dothideomycetes; Mycosphaerellales; Teratosphaeriaceae.
GGUAUGGGCGGCCUUGCCACCGCACUGGCAUUGGCAAAGCACGGUUUCCGGCACAUUGAUGUUUUCGAAAGCGCAUCGAACCUGGGUUUCGUGGGUGCGGGCAUCCAGCUCGCGCCAAAUAUGGCACGAAUUCUCGACAGACUGGGUGUUUGGAAAGACAUCGAGAGGGAAGCAGUGCAAUUGAGAGACACCACCAUACGACAAGGCUCAACGGAUGAAGUGCUCGGCCACGUUGACCUCGCCUACGUUGAAGCAACUUACAAAUACCCGCACAUGGUUGGUCACCGCUCAUCGCUGGCUGAGUCAAUGUACGACGGCUGUAAACGAGAGAAAGCAGUGAACUUCUUCUGGUCUACUGCUGCCUCGGACGUCCAGUCUUUCGGGCCAAAACCAUCAUUCACAGCGAUUCCGCGAAAAGGCGGCGAACCCUACACGGUCCAGUGCGACGUGCUAUUCGCGGCUGAUGGCGUGAAGUCCGUGAUCCGUGAUCAGAUGCUACGUCUCAAGAAUGUAAACGCGAAGAUCAUCGAUACCGGUCAGGCCGCGUACCGGAUCAUGCUCCGACGUGAGGAGCUCGAGAACGAUCCAGAACUCCUCGAGCUCAUUGAGAAGGACUCCGUAACCCGAUGGAUCGGCGAAAAGCGGCAUAUCAUUGCGUAUCCGGUGUCGAAUAAGCAGAUCUACAAUCUGAGCACAACCCAGCCAGAUGUCAACUUUGCUGCUGCACCUUCUGCCACGUACACCACCAAAGGCAGCAAGCCAGAAAUGAUGCAGGUUUUCGGCGAUUACUGCCCGAAGAUUCGGCGCAUGUUGGAUUUGGUACCGGACGGCGAGGUUUGCGAAUGGAAGCUGCGCGUCCAUGAACCGCUACCUUUCUGGGUCUGCGAACAGACGGCGCUCGUUGGCGAUGCUUGCCAUCCGACUCUACCACACCUGGCGCAGGGUGCAGCACAGGCUAUCGAGGAUGGUGCGGUCAUAGCUGUCGUGCUGUCGAAGUUACCAGAGAUCACGCCUCAAGCAAUCAACAAGGCGCUGCGGGUAUAUGAGAAGGUGCGAAUGCAGCGCGCGUACGCUCUCGUGGAGAUGGCAGCGGCGUCAGGGCGAGCGAUGCAUCUCGGAGAGGGUGCGGCGAAGGCGGAGCGUGACCGGCAAUUUGCAGCGUUGAAGAACGGCAAGGGUCCGGUCCCGGACAAGUGGGCUGAUGCGGACGUACAAAAGGUGAUUUACGGUACAGACGUGAUGCAGGUCGCCGAGGAAGACUUCGAUAGUAUAUACGCCAGUCUAGAAUAGAUGAGAGCAGUCUAUUUGGGGAGCUAUAGCGAUCCGGCCUGCGGUGUGUCAAGCUAAUGAUGUUAAGACUGCUGGAUCAAUCGACGUCGAAAGCUCUCCGCUGAUACACAUACAUCAACU